UCGGCUAAAUUCGUUUAGACGCCGUGUAGCAUCUAGCGCGUAGGUAUAUUAUUGUGUGGCUGUUCUUGCUUGUGUCCCUGACAGAAAUCUACUUGUUCCAAGAAAAUGGCAGAUGUUAGCAAAGAAGACCUCGAAAAGGAAAUUGCAAAAAUCCUCAAGAAUGCUAACCUGGCGAAGACCUCCACUAAGAAAGUGAUUCAGAAGCUGGAGAAGGUGUUUGACACCGACUUGGCUGAUAAGAAGAAGGUCAUCGACCAACUCGUCAUGGACUAUGUGAACAGCAAGGGCUCUGAGGAAGAGGAAGACGAGGAAGAAGAGGAAGAGGAAGAGGAGAAGAAGCCAGCCAAGCGCGCCGCACCUCCCGCCAAGUCUUCCUCUAAGAAGGCCAGAAAAGAGAGUACUGAAGAAGAUGAGGAAGAUGGCACCAAUGAGAGUGAAUCAGAGGAGGAAAAGAAAAAGCCAGCCCCAAAGAAGGGUAGAAAGAAGAAGGGAUCAGAUGACGACGACGACUGGGGAAAGAAGAAAGAGAAGGCCCCUAAAGCUAAGAAGGCUGGUGGCCGCGGCAAAGGCGGCGGCUACACCCGCGCGUACAAACUAUCCCCAGCACUCGCCGACCUUAUGGGCGAAGACGAGAUGCCUCGACACGAGGUCGUCAAACGAGUGUGGGCCAUCAUCAAGGAGAAGAACCUCUACGACCCGAACAACAAACAGUUCGCGAUAUGCGACGACGCUCUUUACAAGGUCAUUGGUACAAAACGGUUCCGUACCUUUGGUAUGAUGAAAUAUUUGAAAACGCAUUUCCUUGACGAGUAAUUAUUGUGCUAAUUUAGUAUACAUAUUUUUUACUUGUAAGGCGUAAUUUUAACGUAAUAUAAAAUUAUAUAGUGACCAAAACUUAUUUCGGUUUCGACUUUCCAUUAAUUGAGAAAUAGUAACUGAAACUGAACUUUGGUUUUAUCAUUGAAAUUGAAAUUAAUGAGAAUAAAUAUUAUGGGUGGGAAAUGGGAAUGUGAUUUCAUCAUUAAAUUCGACAACAUUUUCUUUCUCAGCUGUAUAAGGCCGAACGCACUUUGGAUGCGUUUUCGUAUAAUCGUGCGAACGCCUACGACAACGGACGAAUAAUCCCGAUCUUCCGAGUACUAUAAGGGUGAUGAUUGGGUGUAAGUACAACUAACUCGUACCCAGUUUACGCACUUCGAAAACUUAGAAAAUCGAGAUUGUUCGUGCGUUUUCGUAUGUGUUCGCACGAGUCAAAUUCGUACGAAAACAUGCAAAGUGUGCUUGGCCCAAGGCCAAAUUUUGAUCAAGAAAAAAUCAAAAAUUGUCAAAUGGAUCUAAUAAAAUGGUAUUUACUUACAAUAUUUUUAAAAUACGUAAAAUUACUAAUUCAGAACGUAACCUGAUCUUUCGGCCUAGUUUUAGCUGAAACUGAAUUCUGUUUAGUCACUAUUUAAUAAUUAAAAAAAUUGGUAAGAUAGAUUUAUUCAAAAGAAAUAUUGCAAGCCAAUUUCUAGUAGGUAUUUGUCUUUAAAUGUAAUAUAUUUGAUGAUUAAGUAUAGAGUAGACUAAGUUUACCUAAAAAUUAAAAAAAAAUUCAAUAUAAUUUUUCUUGAAUAAGUCACUUGAAAGUUAGUUAUAUAAAAGCUAGGACAUACACAGUUGGUAUGUAAAUAUAUAUAAUAAAAGAAAUCUUCCUAAAUAAUGAUCUCUUUAGACAAAAUUUUCAAAAAGUGGCAUUUCUUUUUUAAAAUAAAAAAAAAGUUCGGGCAGCUUUUAAAAAAAAUUCAACUUAGCUAGUAAGCAUUCUCUAGAAAAAAAUACACGGAAUUUUGACAUACUUAUUUUUUGUUUGCUGUAAUUUAGGUAUCUUAUUUUAGUAAUACUUUAUUUAAUAAAAAUUGUUUUGGUGAUUACUGAUUUUGACAUUUUCUUUUAAUGUAAGUGCACGAAAGUAAAAAAAAAAUUUAACUUGCGAAUAAGACGUAUCGCCCUUUGAUUUAACUAAAGUCAUUUUUUCAUAAAUUUAGUUUUUUAAAUUACAUAAUAAGAAUUCAUAAUACAUAAGAUACAAAAUACAAGUCUAAUACUCGGACUUCACGACUCUAAUUAGUUGAUAAUCGAAAAUGUUAUAUCGUUUGAUGUUUACCCUAUCUUAAUAAGCUCGAAAGAAACGUUGAAUUCCAAAAAAAAAACUUGUUAUUUCCAAAAAAAAAACUUCCAUAGGAAGUUUUUUUUUGGAAAUACUACAAAAAAACCUUAUCUAAUUACUGUACAAAUGGUUCCAAGAAUACUGUUAACCAAAGGUUAACUAGAAGAGAAUACCUCUAGGUUUAAGUUCGCCUUUAUACAUUAUUUUUAUAGAGAGAUAGAACACUUUAUUGCACACAAAAACACAUGUAAAGGAUCACAACACAGAAAGAAGAAAACAGAAAAAACAAUUGUGUGCAAAGGCGGCCUUAUUGCUUGGAGCAAUCUCUACCAGGCAACCUUUUAUGUGCAAUACAAAGGGAAUUACCAUACUUCGGUGUUUGACCAUUGACAUCGCGUAGUCCGAGAUUUAUUCAUUUAUGUAUUUUGAAUGGAGAAGCAUUUCUUGUAAUUAUGUAAUAAGGAGGCUCGUUAUUCUAGUGCGCUAGAUUGUAUGGUUGUAUGCUCAUCCCAGAGGGAUAGAUAGUUUUAAGGUAAAUGAAAAAUAAAAGACUUGCAAAUUAAAA
Messenger RNA from Maniola jurtina (meadow brown), 2714 nucleotides. It is a transcript of the gene Non2, whose product is annotated as upstream activation factor subunit spp27. NCBI's taxonomy places the organism in Eukaryota, Metazoa, Arthropoda, Insecta, Lepidoptera, Nymphalidae. The coding region runs from base 106 to 813 and encodes 235 amino acids. The record is from RefSeq and is a predicted model, not a curated record. The transcript has 5 exons. Gene Ontology annotation, cellular component: nucleus.